This is a messenger RNA of Quercus robur (English oak), 3870 nucleotides long. Its product is annotated as formin-like protein 1. The transcript has 4 exons. Lineage: Eukaryota; Viridiplantae; Streptophyta; Magnoliopsida; Fagales; Fagaceae. The coding region runs from base 681 to 3554 and encodes 957 amino acids. Gene Ontology annotation, molecular function: actin filament binding. The record is from RefSeq and is a predicted model, not a curated record. Gene Ontology annotation, biological process: actin cytoskeleton organization; actin nucleation.
GUUUUUUUCUCUCUCUCUCUGAUUACUGAUUCCUUUCACUUUCACCACUACAGUGUAACCAGCUCAUCUGCACCACUGUUUGAUAUUAUUGUAUGUGGCGGUAGUAAAAGACUGAAAAGAAUCUCAAUAACAUGAGAGAUAUCAGAUAUGAGAUGAGUCAUGAGAGAGAACCGAAAUACAAAUCCCAAUAAUGAACCACAUAUAUCUUUAGUCUGUCAGAAAGAUUUUAACCCCUUCUACAUCUUCUCCAAGAUUUCUCUCUUACACAUUAUUCUCAUCUUUACCAUAAUUUCCUCACACAGUGACACACCCAUCUCAAUUUAUCAUCAUUAUCAUCACCACCAACACACUUUGCAGCAGUGCCAGCCAUCUCUCUUUUCAGAAGUAGUGAAACAAAAAGGUGUUACUGUAGUUGGCCCUAUGAGAAGAUAAAGAAACAGUGUGCUGUGAACACUGAACUACCAUUCUUUUCUCUUCCAACUCCAACAACCCAUUGUGACAUGAGUUGUUGUUGUUGUUGUUAGUUGUGUAUGGCAUCAUGAAUCAAAAUCAGUUACACACACAUUUCUUGGGUUUGCUCUCUUUAUUACACUUUCUUUCACCAACAAACUUUGUAACUGAAUUAGCAUUCACUGAUUAAGGCUAAGAAGAAAAAAAAAAAAAAACAACAUCACCACACAAUGCCAACCAUCACCAGCAUCAUUCUGUUGCUUUUUAUCACACUCUUCUUUACUACCAUUCUUGCCACCACUCCUCACCACCGCCACCUCCUCCAUCAACCGUUUUUCCCACCGUCAACUACCACCACAACUACCUCCCCAUCACCAUCACCACAACCUUCUGUCUCCCCAAAACAACAACCAAAACAGCCCUUCUCCUCCACCUCCUCCACUCCCGCCACCACCACAACCCAAAACCCAUUCUUCCCAACUUACCCUUCGCCGCCACCGCCACCAUCGCCAAACGCACUCGCCACUUUCCCAGCCAACAUCUCCUCCCUCCUCCUCCCUCACACCACCACCACCACCUCCUCCUCCCACCGCCACCUCAUCGCCAUUUCCGUCUCCACUUCCCUCCUCCUCCUCGCUCUCCUCUCCGCCUUCUCCGCCUUCCUCUACUACCGAAAAUACACUCACCACACCACCACAGACGAAAAGGCCUCGCUCUCCGUCUCAGACAGCAUCCACCUUUACCCUCCGCACCUCGCCACUUCCGAUGGAACUCGCAAACCUCGCUGCUCUUCUUCAGUUCCUUCACAUUCGAACAGCUCCGAGUUUCUCUAUCUCGGUACUUUACCCGAUUCACGAGCACCAAACGAGGAAACUGUACUAAAUUCAUCGACUUUACAAAGUUCAACCGUCACCCAUCUCCCACCUUCUACUCAGUAUCACAAACUCGGGUCCCCUGAGCUCAAACCACUUCCACCGCUUCCAAAACACAAUUUCGGGCCGAUUUAUCGGAAUGCCGAAAUGGGCUCUUCUGGAAAUGAAGAAGAGGAGGAGGAAGAAGAAGAGUUCUUUUCGCCACGAGGAUCUUCGGGCCGAAAAGAUCAGAGUCCGGUUCUUAACGGGUCGAGCUCACAAAGAGUGUUCAAUGCCGAGAAUUUCGGGAGUAGAAGCUUCAAUUCGAGAACUCCUUCGUACCCAUGUUCGAAUUCGGCUUCUCCUGCUAGUUCUGUGUCGAAUACUGUAUCCCCUGCUUUGAAUUUCAGUCCUGCAAGCUUGAAAUCCAAGUCUCCGGACUCUGUGAUCAGUUUUCCGGUUCCGGGCAUGGGACAAUUUCCGGGUUCAGCUCCAUUUCGGCCGAUUCUGACAUCGCUGCCGCCGCUUUCUUUGUCGGCUUCGUCUUCAGAGAGAGGUUCGGGGAAUACUAUGAACUCUCCGGCGAGGACUUCUGAUGUUUCGGGGCAGAGCAGCAAGCAAUCUCCAAGGAUGAUUCGGAAUGUUUCGAACCGGAGUGUUUCGAACCGAUAUGUGCCGAUAAAACUGCCUCCACCGCCACCACCGAUGCCGCCACCGAGGUAUUGGGAGGCUCCGGCAGCUCCUAGGCUGAGCAGAGAACCAAAUUCAGGGCCGCCAGUACUUGUUCCGCCUACUAGGCCUGUGGUGAUGCAGAAUUUGGCACCAAUUUCAGGUACUGAACAGCCUCAAAGCAAUGAGAAUUUGGAGAGGCAUGAGGAGAAUCCAAGGCCAAAGUUGAAACCUUUGCAUUGGGAUAAAGUUAGAGCAAGUUCGGAUCGAGCUAUGGUGUGGGAUCAGCUAAAAUCUAGCUCUUUCCAAUUGAAUGAGGAAAUGAUUGAGACACUGUUUAUGGUUAAUAAUGGUAAUUCCAAUAUGAGUCUGAAAGAUAAUGGCCGGCGUCUGGUUCUCCCUUUGUCGAGCCAGGAGAAUCGGGUGCUUGAUCCGAAGAAGUCUCAGAAUAUUGCAAUUUUGUUGAGGGCGCUGAAUGUGACCAUUGAAGAAGUCUGUGAAGGUCUUUUGGAAGGCAACUCUGAUACAUUGGGGACAGAACUUCUUGAAAGUUUACUGAAGAUGGCUCCUACAAAAGAGGAAGAACGUAAACUAAAAGAGUUCAAAGAUGAAUCACCCUCUAAGCUAGGCCCAGCUGAGAAAUUUCUAAAGGCUGUGCUUGAUAUACCAUUUGCAUUUAAAAGGGUGGAUGCAAUGCUCUACAUUGCCAAUUUUGAUUCAGAAGUAGAAUACCUUAGAAGGUCUUUUGAGACUCUGGAGGUAGCUUGUGAAGAAUUGAAGAACAGCAGAAUGUUCAUGAAGCUUCUUGAAGCAGUGCUCAAAACUGGGAAUCGCAUGAAUGUUGGCACCAACCGUGGAGAUGCCCAUGCAUUCAAGCUGGACACACUGCUCAAGCUUGUUGAUGUUAAGGGAACUGAUGGAAAAACCACUCUUUUGCAUUUUGUUGUACAGGAAAUCAUUAGAACUGAAGGUUCUCGUCUUUCUGGUGCCAAUCAGAGUCAACCGGCUGAGAAAAGUCAGCAGUCUGCUUUGCGGGAUGAAGUUGAACAUAGGAAGCUUGGCUUGCAAGUUGUUUCGGGUUUGAGUGGGGAGCUCACCAAUGUAAAGAAAGCUGCUGCAAUGGAUUCAGAUGUUCUCAGUAAUGAAGUUGCGAAACUUGCUGAGGGAAUCUCAAAAAUAUCUGAAGUUGUGAAACUAAAUGAAGAACUUGCAUUGAAGGAGACUAGUCGAAAAUUUUCAGAGUCAAUGAAUGUGUUCUUGAAGAAGGCUGGGGAAGAGAUUGUAAAGAUCCAAGCCCAAGAGAAAGUUGCUCUCUCUCUGGUGAAAGAAAUAACUGAGUAUUUCCAUGGGAACUCAGCUAAAGAAGAAGCUCAUCCAUUCCGGAUUUUCUUGGUGGUAAGGGAUUUUCUUUCUACUCUUGACCAGGUAUGCAAGGAAGUUGGAAAAGUUAAUGAGAGAACUAUAGUUGGUUCAUCCCGCCAAUUUCCUAUGCCUGUGAAUCCAACCCUUCCACCAGUAUUUCCUGAAUUUAAUGGAAGGCAGCAUUAUGGCUCCUCAGAUGAUGAAAGUUCAUCCUCAUCGUAGCACUUAAAAUUCACAUAGCAUGUCUUUUUGUGCUUUUCUUCUGGAUCUCACCAGCCACCUAUUAACUAUUAAGUACUGGUGGUAUUUACGGAUGCUCUUCUGGGUGGAGCUUGCCAAGUAACUAUCAAGUAUAUUAUCUUCUUCUGUUUGGCACCUUUUCUUGUAGUAAUAUACCCACAGGAUUUUGGAAUUGUUUAUCCUAUAUGUAAUAUAGAGGGAAUUGCCUGAAGAUAAUAAACUAGUAUUUGCCAGAAUAGUUGGAAUUAUCUUGUAAAUUUGUUAGAUAUUUAAGUUGUUCAGUGAUAGUUCAUGAUUA